Molecule: messenger RNA, 2237 nt
Organism: Bombina bombina (fire-bellied toad)
Lineage: Eukaryota; Metazoa; Chordata; Amphibia; Anura; Bombinatoridae
Gene: SLC9A4
Product: solute carrier family 9 member A4
Exons: 12
Coding region: 16-2193 (725 amino acids)
Biological process (GO): regulation of pH; proton transmembrane transport; sodium ion transport
Cellular component (GO): membrane
Molecular function (GO): sodium:proton antiporter activity
Source: RefSeq, a predicted model, not a curated record
AUACAUGCUUUUACCAUGGACUAUGAUUUAGUGCAAAUUCCUUAUGAAAUCACCCUCUGGAUAAUUCUAGCCUCCUAUGCUAAAAUAGGAUUUCAUCUUUAUCACAAGCUGCCGGCAAUAAUGCCUGAGAGUUGUAUCCUAAUUGCUAUUGGUGUACUACUGGGAGGAAUCAUUUUUGGAACAGAUCACAAAGCCCCACCAGCUAUGAGAACGGACAUUUACUUUUUAUACCUUUUACCACCAAUUGUGCUUGAAGGUGGAUACUUUUUACCUACACGACCUUUUUUUGAAAAUAUUGGAACCAUUAUAUUGUGGUCAGUAAUGGGAACACUCAUUAAUGCAUUUGGAAUUGGACUUUCUCUUUAUGGCAUUUGUCAGAUUGAAGCUUUUAAGCUAAGUGAGGUCAGUCUACUGCAGAACUUGUUGUUUGGCAGUCUCAUUUCUGCUGUAGAUCCUGUAGCUGUCCUUGCAGUCUUUGAAGAAGUUUCCGUCAAUGAUCAGAUGCAUAUGAUAAUAUUUGGAGAAUCUUUGCUGAAUGAUGGAAUAACUGUGGUAUUGUACAACAUUUUUAUUGCCCUCACACAGAUGCAUACCUUCGAAACCAUUGAAGCUGUAGAUAUUUUUGCUGGGGUUGGCCGUUUCUUUGUAGUAGGGAUUGGUGGAGUCAUCUUUGGAAUUAUAUUUGGAUUCCUAUCAGCUUUCAUCACCCGUUUCACAAAGAACAUUACAUCAGUUGAACCGUUGCUUGUCUUUAUGUUUAGUUAUCUAUCCUACCUGUCUGCUGAAGCAUUCUACCUUUCUGGCAUUUUGUCAAUGACAGCCUGUGCGAUGACUAUGAAAAAUUAUGUUGAAGAAAAUGUAAGCAAGAACUCAAGUACAACUAUUAAAUAUUUUAUGAAGAUGCUAAGCAGCCUCAGUGAGACCCUAAUUUUUAUCUUCAUGGGUGUUUCAACAGUGGGAAAGAAUCAUGAAUGGAACUGGGCUUUUAUCAUUUUCACUCUUGUCUUCUGUCUGCUUUGGAGAACAAUAAGUGUUUUUCUUCUCUUCUCUAUCAUAAACCACUUCAGAACGGUCCCUUUUACUUUAAAAGAUCAGUUCAUUAUUACCUACAGUGGUUUAAGGGGUGCCAGCAGUUUUUCUCUUGUCUUCUUGCUACCUGUGCUCCUGUUUCCAAAGAAGAAAAUGUUCAUCACUUCUACAAUAGUAGUUAUCUACUUUACAGUUUUCCUUAUGGGAAUGACCAUCGGGCCACUAGUACGAUAUCUAGAUGUUAGAACAACAAAUAAAACAGAGUCAGUAAACCAGGAAAUUCAUACACGGUUAAUGGAUCAUGUGAAAGCUGGAAUAGCAGAUAUAUGUGGACACUGGGGACACUAUAAAAUGAAAGAAAAAUUUAAAAAGGUUGAUAACCAUUUCUUAAGAAGAGUUUUAAUCCGUGAGAACCAGCCCAAAUCAAGUAUUGUUUCUCUUCAUAAAAAGUUGGAGAUCAAACAAGCUAUUGAGAUGACAGAAAUUGGCAUAAACAGAGACACAUCCUACUCUUCCUUGCAAAAAUAUGAUAGAUGGAAUGUGGCAAAACCUUCUUCUUCAGAUGAUGUUUUAUACAUGAAACAUAUUUUGAACCAUGGUCUGUAUCAAGUUCGUAAAAGGACCCCUUCAUACACUAAAUACAACUUUCCAAAUGAAGACAGCAAAAAGCAAAACCAAGAAAUUCUUAUUCGUCGCCAUUUAAGCAUCAAUAAAGGAAAUAGUCUGCCAUAUGAAAGACAGACCGGUGCCAAAAAUAUCCGUUAUUUAUCACUUCCACAUGGCCAGGGCAGAUCAUUCGAAGAUGAUGGACAGCAGCAGUGGCUUCAAGGUGAUGGUGACAAUGACUCCGUAUUUGUUGAAAGUGAGGAUUUGCCACAUUUAACAAAGCCUACCUCAUGGAAACCAUCUAUAGAUUGGAAAAAUAAGAAGACUAAUAGAGAAGGUUCUAGAAAUUCAAGGAAACAUAUACCCCAAAGACAGCUAAUAGUGAAACCAAGAUAUCAACCCACAAAAGGGAAACCAUACUUUGAAGUGGUAUUAGAGGAGGAUGUGCAGAGAUGUGAAUCAGAUGAAGAAAGCCAUGACCAUGACGCUACAGCACCCACCACUGCAAGUCUGAUUAACAAAUCACAAUAUGGAGAUGACCAUUCUCAACCAAUGUAACUUCUCUUUUUUAAUAAAGUGACACAAUAAAAACUUUAAAAAUA